Molecule: messenger RNA, 1755 nt
Organism: Stylophora pistillata
Lineage: Eukaryota; Metazoa; Cnidaria; Anthozoa; Scleractinia; Pocilloporidae
Product: metabotropic glutamate receptor 2-like
Source: RefSeq, a predicted model, not a curated record
AUGGUAGGCCCGGAUGAAUCUCGCACGGCAAUAGUCAUCAGUGGAUUUCUCCAGAUGCUCAAUUUUACGAGCAUAAGCGGAACAACAACUAGUGCUGAACUCAGUUCCCUUUCCUUUAGGCAUUUACAUCGCACAGUGCCUUCGGAUACUUUUCUUGCGAAGGCUAUGGUUGACUUGGUUACACACUUCAACUGGAGUUAUAUUGCCGUCGUUGGAUUAGACGAUUCGUUUGGACGAAAUGGAGUAUGGGCAGUGGUUAGCGAAACAGCAGGAAGGAAUAUCUCCUUCUGUAUUGCUCUGACAGAGUUUAUACGCCACCAAAGUCUGCAUCUCAAUUUUUUACCAUCCAAAUAUCAAAGAAACGAUGUCCUCGAGAACUCGAUAGCGUUUCAACAUCACAAUUUUAGCGACUUAGGAUUCAAAGAACAUUUAAAGGAUAUCUUGGUCAAGGAGCGAAACAACAGAGGUUUUUCUGAGUGGAGCGAUGGUGCGAACGAAAUAUGGCAUCUUUUGGUGAGCAAGAAUUGCGGUGACCGCCAAAUUGAACUGUGCUCAGAAGACUUGAUUGAAGAAAUCUAUAGCUCUUAUAUUCCAUAUACAAUCGACGCUGUAUAUGCCCUGGCUCAUGCAAUAAAUAUAUCAACUCGAAAUUUUAAGAAAAACAAUUUUAAUACCAGUCGCGAUAAAUCGCCUCCAGUGAAUGGUUUUGACUUGCAGAAGCUCCUUGGCAGAGUCAGUUUUGACGGACUAACAGGGAAAAUCAAGUUCGAUCGAUUUGGUGACAGAGGCUCGGCACAUUAUGAUAUUGUCAUCUUUAAAGAAGUAAACAAGGAAAAUGACAAGAGGGUUAGAAAGGUACCAAUAGGAGAAUGGAAAAGCUCUAUUAAUAAUAGACCAUCGUUGAUUUUUCAUAAAGAUCUGCUUUGGAACACUCCAUCUGGUGGCCCUCCAAUAUCUGAAUGUUCGGAAGAGUGUCCUCCUGGAACAAGGCAAUCUGCCACGUCACCUUGCUGUUGGCAGUGCCUCCCGUGUCUUGGUGGAACCAUCAGUCCAUCCGUUGGUUCUAAAAUCUGCACAGAAUGCCCCAACGGAACAAUGUCGAACCAGGCUAAAACGGAAUGCGUCGCCUUACCCUCCGCCGAAAUAAGUUAUGAUAGUGCAAGUGGAGUUUUAAUUCUUACGUUUGCCGCGCUCGGUGUAGUCGUUACAAUGCUUUGUCUGGUUGCCCUUGGGAAAUUCUGGAAUAGUCCCAUCGUCAAGGCUUCCAAUCGAAAUUUAAGCCUUGUUCUUCUACUCACAAUUCUGUCUUUGUUAUCUCUGGCAGUCUCUAAUGUCUUUAAAACCACUGAUGCAAUUUGUAAAGUCAUUUACCCCCUACGUUAUCUGACCUAUAGCCUCUGUCUCUCCGUGGUAUUGGUUAAGGUGUUGCUUAUUUCCAGUGCUUUCCAGGCUCCAAUUGUAGCCGGUUUGGUAAUCAGUUCUCUUCCCAAAAGAGCACAAGUUGCGAUUAUUAUAGCUUUCCUAUUCCCACUAUUGUCUUUGUUGCUACCAUGGUUGCUUCUGGACCCACCCUACAACGAGAAACAUAUCCAUCCGAAACGUUACACCUUUAACGAGUGUAAGGCCUACUCCAACUUAGUUGAGGUGAACGAUUUGAGUCAUUUGAGAGCAGAAGUCACCCAGUUUUCGUUUGAAUCAAGCGGCGUGCACGCUAACUCUGCUUUUGUUAGCCCCAACCAGGCAAUGGAAUCAUAG